AAACGCGGAUCACGUCGCAGGGAGGCGGGGGCAGCUGGAGGGGAAGAGCCAGGCCCAGGCCGAGCCAGCGCUUCUGCAGCGGCAGCGGCCUCCUUCCCUCCCUGCUCCCCCAGGCAGGCAGGCAGGCUCGCUCGCUCGCUCGCUCGGCCAGCAACAAGUGCGGAGGCAAGCGAGGCGAGGGAGGGCGAAGGCUGACGUCAGCGAGCAGAGUAUUAUGGUCUGGGCUGCGCUGGCUGCUGCCUCCGCCGCCGCUCCUGCCCCCGCCGCCGCUUUUCUGCUGCCAGCGGCCGAGUAAACAUGGAGCUCUCCGCCGUGGGAGAGAGGGUGUUCGCGGCCGAGGCCUUGCUCAAGAGACGCAUCCGCAAAGGUCGUAUGGAGUAUCUCGUGAAAUGGAAAGGCUGGUCUCAGAAAUACAGCACUUGGGAACCUGAGGAAAACAUUCUAGAUGCCCGCCUGCUUGCAGCUUUUGAGGAAAGGGAAAGAGAAAUGGAACUUUAUGGUCCUAAGAAAAGAGGUCCCAAACCCAAAACCUUCCUGUUAAAGGCCCAGGCAAAAGCCAAAGCCAAAACCUAUGAAUUCCGUAGUGACUCUGCUAGGGGAAUCCGGGUGCCUUAUCCGGGAAGGUCCCCUCAGGAGCUGGGCUCUACUUCCCGGGCAAGAGAAGGACUGAGACAAAUUCCCCUGCCCCCUCAAAGCAGCUCCACCACUGUUACCACCAACACCUCCCGAGUGGAGACAAUACAGGAAAACAGGGUUGGGUUAGAGGAAGACCGAUCUGAAGGAGCCUUUAAAAAGCGAGGCCCAAAACCCAGGAAGGAGCUUUACAAAGACCUGCCAGAGACUGCAGAUGUUGCCUCCAAGAGGAAAUCAGUGGAAGCAGGGGAAAAGGUGGUGGUUGACUACCUAAAAGCCAGAAAGUUGGAAGAGGCAGCCAAUCCUGGUGUGGCCAAGUUCAGUCCAGGACACAGUGUGAUCCAGUUAGCCCGGAGGCGGGAGCCUGAGUUACCCAAUGCUGUUUCUACCCCCAGAGCAGAAGCUGGCAUGAAGCUGGGUGCCCCUGAGACUUAUCCUCCCAGACUAACCAAGCACAGGGCAGAUUUCCUGGAUCCGAAAGGGCAAAGUGGUUUGGACUUGGGUGCCCCUAAGAUUUUGCACAGUUCUGCAAACCAAGGCGGCUUAUACCGAGAUGGGAUAGGGACCCAGGCUGGCAGGCCUUCCCUCAUUGCCCGCAUCCCUGUCUCCAGGAUCCUUGGGGACCCAGAAGAAGAAACUUGGAGCCCGUCUCUCAACAACUUGGAGAAAGUGGUUGUGACUGAUGUGACAUCAAAUUUCUUGACGGUUACCAUUAAGGAGAGUAGCACAGACCAAGGGUUCUUUAAGGAAAAGCGAUGAAUUCCUUGGAGAAGAGGAGGCAUUUAAAGGGUUUGGGUAGAGGCUGGCUGGUUUUGGUUUUCUUUCCUUUUCCUUUUUCGUGGACAGGAUAAAAGUAUCUGUCCUUAAUUCAUCCCCCCCCCCGCCACCAAUUACAGUUUUGGUUGAAAAGAUUAUCUCUAGAGUUAUAUUUUCUAUUAGAUGUAAAUAUGUUAUUUAAAGAAAAAUACAUAUAUAUAUCUAUAUACAUAUAUAUAUAUAUAUAUUUCAACUCUAAGUUUUGUUUUGUUUUAAUUUAAGGCUCUUGGAGAAGGACAGUCAAAUGGAGAACUGGUGUAUCUCUUGCCCCAUUUGCAAGAGCAGGUGUAGAUAGUGAAUGACCUUAUUAGCUAAUUAUAACAUCUUGAUUUAAUUUUUUUCAAUAUUUUCCCUUCCCUUCCCCCAAAGAUGAUGUUGAUGGCAAAUAGGGGAUAAUGUAUUCAUUGGGGGCAAAAAGGCUCCAGUUUCUUGAUUGUUAUAUUAUAAGGUGUUGCUUUGUACAAUCAAGUGUGCUGUAUACACAACUGUUCUAGCUGGGCAGCUGAAGUGAGCACUUGACUUUACAGUAUUGUCUUUCUUUUUGUUUUGCUCCAAUUUAAAAAAAAAGUUGUUGGCUUAAAAAGUGUCGAUUAAAAAACAGUUGAAAGAUG
Molecule: messenger RNA, 2060 nt
Organism: Hemicordylus capensis (graceful crag lizard)
Lineage: Eukaryota; Metazoa; Chordata; Lepidosauria; Squamata; Cordylidae
Gene: CBX8
Product: chromobox 8
Exons: 5
Coding region: 298-1392 (364 amino acids)
Source: RefSeq, a predicted model, not a curated record